Messenger RNA from Cuscuta europaea, 1660 nucleotides. Lineage: Eukaryota; Viridiplantae; Streptophyta; Magnoliopsida; Solanales; Convolvulaceae. The record is from the annotation of a GenBank genome assembly.
AAGAAAGAGAAAAGAAAGCGUCUGAUUUGAAAAUAGGUGCGUACGUACGUACGUAUGUAUAAAGAAAUUAAAAGCAAAAACAAGAAAUGAAUGUAGCUUAGCAGCAGAUCUCGAGUUUCACGCACUAUAAUAUAUAUACUACCCGUCCGUAGUAUAUAAAUAGACACCAGCCCACCUUAUGUAUGUAUGUAUGUAUAUGAAUGAAAUUGUGUGUCCUAAGUUGAUUAAUUUACUAAUUGUAGCGCCGCAGCUUAAUUAGCGUGUGUGUGUGUGUAUAUAUAUAUAGACUACAUACGUAGUGAUGGAGUGGUAAGUGGAUCUUAGCUUUAAGCUCAUCGGUUGCCUUAGCUUUUAUUUACAUAGAAUAGAAUGGAGUGGAGAUUGGCGGAAGCGUUGGUGAGAUGGAAGCCAUACCUGGCUCUGGUGUUCAUUCAGUUUGGGCUGGCGGGGAUGGAUGUCAUCUCCAAAGUCGCCCUCAACGAAGGCAUGAGCAACUAUGUCUUUGUUGUCUACCGCCACGCUGUUGCCACCAUCGUCAUAGCUCCUUUUGCUCUCAUUCUAGACCAGAAACACAGGCCCAAAAUGACGCUUCCCAUUUUCGCCAAGCUUGUACUUCUCAGCCUUCUUGAGCCUGUGAUAGACCAGAAUCUGUACUUCAUAGGCAUGAAAUAUACAACAGCAACUUUUGCGGCUUCUAUGGCCAACAUCCUGCCUGCCUUGACUUUUUUGAUUGCAUUGCUAUUCAGGCUAGAGAAGGUGAGAUUGAAGAGUAUUCGAAGCCAAGCGAAGAUAAUAGGAACGGUGGCAACGGUAGGGGGGGCCAUGAUGAUGACACUUGUGAAAGGCCCAGUGCUUGAGCUGUUUUGGACCAAGUCAAUCGGUCAUGGCCAUCCUGCAACUGGGGCCAUUGAUCUUGCCCAUUCUAUCAAAGGAGCUCUCAUGAUCACCUUCGGAUGCUUGAGUUGGGCCUUUUUCGUCAUCUUACAAGCAGUGACAUUGAAAACAUAUCCCACAGAGCUUUCACUCACUGCAUGGAUAUGCCUUUUGGGAACUGGUGAGGCAGCAAUUUUGGCACUCGUCAUGGAGAGGGGCAAUCCUGCUGCUGUUUGGUCCAUAAACUGGGAUACCAAAUUUCUUGCUGCCCUUUACAGUGGAGUAUUCUGUUCUGGGCUUGCUUAUUACAUUCAAGGAGUGGUCAUGAAAGACAGAGGGCCCGUUUUUGUAACUGCGUUCAAUCCAUUGAGUAUGGUCAUUGUGGCCGUAAUCAGCUCCAUCAUUUUACGAGAGCAGAUGUACCUCGGAAGGGUUGUUGGUGCCGCUGUCAUUGUUAUAGGGCUUUAUAUGGUCCUGUGGGGGAAAUGCAAGGAUCACAACUCAGCAUCUCAUCUUGACCCAAAAUCUCUACCAAUGAAAAGUGAUGCAGCUGCAAACACUGGUAGCUAGUGACGAGGACCAUCUAUCCCUCUUCACUCUAGGAUACAAUCAGACCUUAUUUCUACUCAAGUGAAUUGAACCCAUCUUCUCUUUAAUUGUAGGACAAGCUUCAAACAAUUUUAAGGAAUUUUGACAUCUAAUCUCGCACUAUCACUUCAAAUAAAUUGUGGGUUUUCUCAAACAACUGCUUCAAAUUUUCAUACUCCGCGCUUUUCUCUCAAACUUG